This is a messenger RNA of Paramecium sonneborni, 1215 nucleotides long. The record is from the annotation of a GenBank genome assembly. NCBI's taxonomy places the organism in Eukaryota, Ciliophora, Oligohymenophorea, Peniculida, Parameciidae.
AUGAAUAAAUUAAAAAAUAAUAUUAUAAGAAGCAUUCCAAACUUACAUCAAGAUAGUAAGGUUGAAUAUGGUAAAAUAUUAAGUGCAAUAAAACCAAAUGAAUUAAAGGAGCCAAAGACUGCAAAAUAUAUGUAAUUGGAUUUGAAAAAUAAAAUUAAUUAAUCAAUCAGAGAAAAUGUUACAAGUGUAAGUUCAGAGAGAUAAUAACCAAAAAAAGUAAAGAAAACGGAUGGGAAUGUGGAGAAAAUAGUUGAAUUGAUAAAAAAAGAUUUGCUUCCAAUGUUCAAUAUUCAAAAUGAUAGAAUUGAAAAAUUAGAAAGAAGAUUCAAAAUAAAAAACGAAUCAGAGGAUGAUAGUGAUUUAUUUAAGUCUUCAAUAAUAUCUGAUAAAAAAUCAAAUUCAGUUGUUGUAGAAAGUGAAGUCUAGAAUUUAUCCGUUAGUGUAGAUGAAAUAAAAAAAAAUUUAUCGCAUCUAGAUAAUUUUGUGAAAUAUCAAUUUAUAAAGCGUAAAUGUUAAGAAUCAGAUGCAUCAGAAAAUAAAAGUUAAAGUUUAAUAUUGUAGAUUUAAUCAAAAAUUAGUACAGAAAUAAUUUAAUAAAAGAUUGAGUUCUAGCGAACAAAUAAAUAAAUACAAGAAUAUAUGUCUAUUUAAUUAUAAGAGAUAAAGGAUUGGAUUAACAACAUAUAGAUUGAUUAAUAAAAAGAUACAGAGAUCAAAUUAAAUCAAAUGGAAACUCAAUUUUAUUAAUUUUUAUAUUAACCAUUAGAAGUAUUACGACAAAUCUAAACUAAUUAAAAUGAUAUUUAGAUUUAAAUUAAGAAAUUGGAUUAAAUUUUAAAUUCUAGUAUAUUGUAAAACAAAAUAUAGAAUUUUAAAGAUGAAAUUAUUUGUUGUAAAUAAGAUUGUAAUAAAGAGAUUGUGAAAAUUAAUUGUCAUCAUUCAUAUCAUAAGGAAUGUUUAGAGAAAUAAAUUGAAGAGAAUUUAAAAGAAAAAAAAAAUAUAAGUUGUAAAGAAUGUAGUACUUAAAUUUAACUAAAUAUAAUCAGAUAGACAGAUAUUUCUCCAAAAAUAUUAGAUUAAAUAUUAAAAGAAUAAUUAUAAUAGAUGAUGACAUUUUCAAAGAAAGAUACAAUAUAAUGUUUAAAAUGUGGAUUCCUGUACAUGUAUGAUCAAUCAUAAGGAAAUCAGUAAAAUGAUUGUGUUUAAUGUACUUGA